AUGACGCUUUACAAGUCACUGGACGAAGCAUACGAAGCGAUAGAAAGGUAUGGAAGGUACCAAGUGUUCUGUUUUGUCACUACUCAAUGGUUGGCGAUAGCUAUGGCAUCCUUUAUGUCUGUCGGGUACUAUAGGUUAGGAGGUCUUGUACCAGAUUACGAAUGUCAAGAUACUGAUAACGUCUUUUACUUAAAUGCGAAUCAAGUCAAACAUAAUCAGACAUAUGCUUGUGCCAUGGUAAAAUCGUGCAGUAACCUGACUACUCACAAUGCUUGGACUAGUAUCUACGAGGAGUUUGAGGUAAUAUCUUUGAUAUUGUUAUAGUUAUUGGUUUUGAAGAUACAUUUCCAUUUCAUACCUAAUUGUGCCAAAACAUAUUGUAUAGUAAUAGGUAUCGUAUCUUUUAGUGGGUAUGUGAACCAGACUACAUAGGAUCAAGUAUAGCAUCCUUUCAAUCGAUAGUCCACCUCUUCGGUCAUUUGUUAUCAGGCCAUUUGAGUGAUUAUUUUGGUCGCAAAUGGCUGUAUAUAUCAGGAACGUUGGUUAUAUUCCUGGCAGCCAUCACAGAAUCCUUAUCUCCAACAUGGCAACUUUACUUGGCCAUCAGUGUUACUGCCAGCCUGGUUGGUACUAUUCGAUCUAGCGCUUCGUUUCCUCUACUGGUCGAAAGUGUACACUCAAAGUAUCGUAUCAUACAAGGAUACGCUUUCCAACAUUCUUUGGGAUUUGUGGUAAGCUUAUAAAUCUAUUGUUUUCGUUUUUAAUACGUCAUGGUAUGUUAUACACCACAUCAUAGCAAGUCAUAUCUGUUAUACUAUCACACAAUAAUAUAAUUUCAGAUAGCCGGUCUUCUAGCCCAUUAUACCCAAAACUGGCGUACUCACCUGUUGAGUAUCUCUAUAUUCGCCUUACCUUCAGUAUUACUGUCUAUUUUCUUCGUGGAAUCACCACGAUACCUAAUCCAGAAGCACAAAUACAAGAAAGCAGCUGAAGCCAUGAAUCGUAUCUCCGUAUUUAAUGGAAGUAAAGUCCGAUUUACUACUGAUGACAUGAGGACUAUGCAUGCAGCUAGUGUUAGGUAUGUGUUACUUAUCUUAUGAUUACUGUAACUUUUAUUAUACCAUUAAAGCUUUAUAUUGAUGACGAUAUUCAUAUGUAAAGGGCAAUAUUAUGACUGAAAUGCAUGUAAAACAGAACUUGAUUAUUUAUAAGUUUAGCGGCCAAUCCAGACGCCGCCACUACACAGUUUGGCAUCUGUUUUCGAAUUGGCGGAUGACAUCCUGGGCCAUUUCUCAAAUGUUAACAGGUAUCACUAUGAACAUUAUGCAGGCAGUGGUAUUUUACAACAUACAAGACUUGGUACGUUUUUAAAGUUUCCAUCUGAAUUUACUUCACUUAUUUUACUCUAGUACAAUUGACUUAUUAAUUUAACCUCAGUCCGGUAAUCCUCUAACAAACGUAUCCAUCAUGGGACUACUCCGUCUCUGGACUCCGUUUGUCGCCAUCUUAUUGGAAACCAAAUACACAAACUUUGGCCGUAAACGCUUAAUGGUUACAUCUCUCGGUAUGUUCACCAUAAAACAUUGGUAUCUUACAAAAAUGUAAAAAUCCAUAAAAUAUGUUAUCAGUUUCAAUAACAACAUCAAAUCUUAUAGGCACAGUACUAAUAUGCUUCUUAUCCAUGUGUGCAAUCGAUUACUACGAACUCAACGAAAACUAUCGUAUCUUGGGAACUUCGGCCGUUCUGCUAGGUUAUGUCGUCAUGACAGGGUUUGUGUGGAUCGUAUACAAGCUAUACACUACUGAGUUGUUCCCAACUGUAGUAAGAUCAAUCGCUUUGAGUACCUUUAGUGUAGCAUCCCAGUUAGGAAGUGUGACCGGACCUCAACUUAUUUACAUCAGGGUAGGAUAUUUGUAAAUAUGCUUAUAAGGAAGUACAACUACAUUUUCUUAUAAUAUUACAUAUCUUAAAGUGUGCUGACUCUAUGUAAUAAAAAGGUGACUCAAAGUAAGAUGAUAUUGACUACUUUCAGAAAUACUGGCACUAUGCUCCGUAUCUUGGUGUAGUCUUAGUAACAACAAUGUCCCUUAUCAGUGUAAUCGUUUUCUUACCAGAGACCAAAAACGAUCCUCUACAAGAUACUGUUCACGAUGCUAAAAGGCGAAAAGAGCUACUACAAGAUGGUGAAGUCACCCACAGACUGAUCAUCAAAGACGAACAGCAACCGAAUCAGACAUUACUUUAG
This is a messenger RNA of Bursaphelenchus okinawaensis, 2246 nucleotides long. NCBI's taxonomy places the organism in Eukaryota, Metazoa, Nematoda, Chromadorea, Rhabditida, Aphelenchoididae. The record is from the annotation of a GenBank genome assembly.